CUGAUGCCUACUGUGUAUGCUCAGAGGCCAGCCCCCUCCUGGGUCAUUGACCCUCCCAGACUCUGGGGAAGGCCAGGUCUCACAAACUCCUUUUCCCUGGAGGUGUUGUCAAGCUUCUUCUUGGGGGUCCCUCUAGUGGGGGAUGUUUAUUUGGGGGAACUAACUGCAUACCCUACCUUUAAAACAGACCCUCAGUAGUCUGUCUGUAUUUGAAGCAUUAUUGGAAAGAGAGAGAAGACCUUUGGGUGGGGGCUGUCCUGGCUUGAGCCCCAGGACAAGAUCUUCAGCUGGAAGGGGGUGCCUUGGGGUCCUGGGGGAGUAACCCCCUGCCCUCUCCCAGGGCCAGGGGACCAGCACCUUCAGGCAGGAAAUACUCAGACCACUGUGAGGCCAGGGCUUCCAGGCCCGGCAAGAGUCGCAUCCCUGGGCGCGACCACCGGCGCUACUACCACGACCACUGGCGGCUGGAGUACCUGAUGGACUUCAACCCUGCCCGGCAUGGCAUGGUGUGCAUGGUGUGCGGCAGCUCCCUGGCCACCCUCAAGCUCAGCACCAUCAAGCGGCACAUUCGCCAGAAGCACCCCUACUCCCUGCACUGGAGUCCCCGGGAGAAGGAAGUCAUCAGCAACAGCUGGGAUGCCCACCUGGGGCUGGGGGCCUGUGGCGAGGCGGAGGGCCUGGGGGCCCCUGGGGCUGAGGAGGAGGAGGAGGAAGAGGAAGAGGAGGAGGAGGGAGCCAGCCUCCGAGCUGGCCCGCCCAAGGCCCCAGGCAAAGCCUCAGCUGGUGGGGGCUGCCGGCGGCGCCAGCAUCGUGGGGUGCGAGGGGGCCCAGUGGCACCCUGGCGCCGGCGCCUCUCAGCUUCCCGAAGGGCCGGGGGCAGCAGGGGGCUGGGGACCCAGCGCCUGGAGCGGAGGCUGAAGGAGUCCCUGCAGAGCUGGUUCCGGGCUGAGUGUCUCAUGGAUUAUGACCCGCGGGGGAACCGGCUGGUGUGCAUGGCUUGUGGCCGGGCACUGCCCAGCCUGCACCUGGACGACAUCCGUGCCCACGUGCUGGAGGUGCACCCCAGCUCCCUGGGGCUCAGCGGCCCCCAGCGCAGUGCCUUGCUGCAGGCCUGGGGUGACCAGCCCGAGGCGCUGGCUGAGCUCACCCAGUCCCCACCAGACGAUGACCUCAUCCCCCAGGACCUGACCAGAAAGAGCCGGGACUCCGCCCCCAGUGCUGGCGCCCCCUCCUCUCAGGAUCCCAGCCCCCCAGAUGUAAAGGAAGAGGCUGGCUGGGUCCCUGAAGGGCCCGGGCCCGCAGAGGAGGAGGAGGAGCCCGAGGAGGGCCAGGGCGAGAGGGCAGGGGUCCCCGGCCGGUCGCCUCGGGGCCGCCACCGCCGCCACUACCAGGAGCGCUGGCGGCUGGAGUACCUCGUGGAGCUGGACGGCUGCCGGCGCGGCCUGGUGUGCAUGGUGUGCGGGCGCGCGCUGGCCUCGCUCAGGAUGAGCACCGUCCAGCGGCACAUCCGCCAGCACCACCCGGGCUCCACGCGCCUCAGCGGGCCCGUGAAGGCCCUCAUCGCCCGGGAGUGGAGCGAGAAGGCCGCCCACCUGCUGGCCCUGGGGCUGUCCGGCCCCGAGCCCCCCAGGGGCCCCGCCGCCGCCGAGCAGGGGGGAGGGGCUGAGGAGGCGGAGCCGGAGGAGGAGUGGUGGGGCGACGGUCCGCCGUCCCCGGGGACCCCGCUGGAGCGGCCCGCCGAGGAAGAGGAGGAUGAAGAGGACGGCCAGGAGCCCGGGGGCUUAGCUUUGCCGCCGCCGCCGCCGCCGCCUCCCCCGCCGCCGCCGCCGCCGCCCCGCAGCCGGGAGCAGCGGCGGAACUACCAGCCGCGCUGGCGGGGCGAGUACCUGAUGGACUACGACGGCAGCCGGCGCGGGCUGGUGUGCAUGGUGUGCGGGGGCGCGCUGGCCACGCUCAAGGUGAGCACCAUCAAGCGGCACAUCCUGCAGGUGCACCCCUUCUCCAUGGACUUCACCCCCGAGGAGCGCCAGACCAUCCUGGAGGCCUACGAGGAGGCGGCGCUGCGCUGCUACGGCCACGAGGGCUUCGGGCCGCCGGCCCCGGCGCCGCGCGACGGCAGCGCCGAGCUCAAGCCGGGCGCCGCGUGCCGGGCGUAGCGCGCCGCCGGGGCUCGGGGCGGGGAGCCCCCUGAGUCCCACGCCGGCGCCGCCCGCUCCCCCGCAGGCGGGGCUGGGCGGGGCUCCGGGCCGGGUGGGGCCCCGCGCCGCCCGGUGCCCGGUGCCCUUUCCACGUGCGCGCCGGGCCAGCGGGUGCGGCGCGUGCGGCUCCCGACUCUCCCCGCUCGGGGGGCCCCCACGUUUCCCGGGGAGCUCGCACCGAGCCGCGCCCGGGAGGCGCUGGGCUGCGGGGCGGGCCCGGGCGCCCGCCGCUGUCAGUAUUAGGCCGGAGGCGGGGCUGGGAGGCCCCGUGGCCCCUCGCCCUGGCGGGGGCCCAGGCUUCGGCGCCAGCGGGCGCGGCCCCGGGCUGGGGUGUGUGUGGGGGGGAGGGAGGCGCUGGCUGCUCGGUCCUCUCUGGUAUUCCUGGGCCUCUCGGAGGCCCCGGCCGCGGGAGGCGGGGAAGCCGGAGGCGGGCGGCCGCUGCGGGGAGGGCGCCCGGGCCCCGUCGCCGCCGCCGGGCCAGCCUCCCCGGCCACCGCCCCGCCCGCCCCGCGGGGGCCAGGAUCAGGUAGCGUAGAGGGAUUAGCACUUUUUUUUUUCCUUUGCUCCUCUCCUGCCCAGACGGCCCCCAUUUACCCCUAAGCUGGGUGAGGAGCCCCUGGUGUGGCGCCAGGCCCGCCUUGGCUGGCCCGGGACACCGGCGGUCCCGGCCGUGGGCCCGCAACCCCGCCUCCUCCCGGGGCCGCUUUUGUC
Perognathus longimembris pacificus (Pacific pocket mouse) is the source of this 2909-nucleotide messenger RNA. It is a transcript of the gene Zfta, whose product is annotated as zinc finger translocation associated. Bases 477 to 2156 code for a protein of 559 amino acids. Gene Ontology annotation, biological process: negative regulation of DNA-templated transcription. The transcript has 5 exons. NCBI's taxonomy places the organism in Eukaryota, Metazoa, Chordata, Mammalia, Rodentia, Heteromyidae. The record is from RefSeq and is a predicted model, not a curated record.